Molecule: messenger RNA, 3012 nt
Organism: Colius striatus (speckled mousebird)
Lineage: Eukaryota; Metazoa; Chordata; Aves; Coliiformes; Coliidae
Product: protocadherin gamma-A6-like
Biological process (GO): homophilic cell-cell adhesion
Cellular component (GO): plasma membrane
Molecular function (GO): calcium ion binding
Source: RefSeq, a predicted model, not a curated record
AUGUGGUUUGGGACUUGUGAGAUAAGGCUAAUGAUAUUCUGCACGUUGAAAGAAGUGAAAAAGAAUUUCCCUUCACCUAGACUGCAAGAACACGUUCGCACGGGGUGGGAACAACAGGCCACGGCCGGCUCCCGCCUUCACAUUACUAGUGUUCGAAUGCCCAAAAAAAAUCACACAAGAGAAGGGCUGGAGCAAAGCGGAGUGGGGAGAUCCGCGCUGAACGGGAGCAAUGUGUCGAUGUUCGCGGUGUUGUCUCCGCGAGCUGUCGGUGGGUACCGGCGGUCGGGCAGCGCUCGGUGCCUGCAGUGCCGGGAGGAGGCUGCGGGCGCCGCUGUUGACCGAGGAGGAGCGAGAGGAAGGCCGGAGCGCUGCCGGCAGCCCCGCCCGCUGCGGCCCGGCUCGCUCGCUCGCUGCCGGUGUGUGUGGGCGGCCGGGCGGUCUGCGAGCGGCCCCACGGUGCGGAGCCGAGCUGCAGCGAGGCGGAGGGGCCGGCUGCAGCGGGCAGCAGCGGCGACACAGAGACAGAGCCCGAGCAGGAGUCAUCGGCAACGGGUCGGUGUCGGCGGAGCCGCGGCAGCGAUGUGUUGGGUGGGGAUGCGCUGGGGCCGGCGGGAGCGAGCCCUGCUGUGGUGCGUGCUGCUGGCGGCGUGGGAGGCGGCGCGGGGGCAGCUGCGCUACUCGAUUCCCGAGGAGAUGCCGAAGGGCUCGUUCGUGGGCGACGUGGCCAAGGACCUGGGGCUGGAGCUGCCGACGAUCCGCGACGAUGUGUUCCGCAUCUUGGACAAAGGUAGGACGCAGUAUUUCUCCCUGCACGGGAGAAUGGGACAUUUGGUGACAGCGGAGAGAAUAGACAGAGAGAAACUGUGCCGGUUGGUGGAGAGAUGUGUGCUGCGCUGUGAGGUGAUAGUAGAUGGGGAAAUAAAUAUUUACGGCAUCGAAGUGGAAAUCACAGACAUUAAUGACAACACGCCCAGCUUCCAAGAGGCAGAAGUGGAGUUGACAAUGAGUGAGACGACGGUCCCUGGGUCACAAUUUCCUUUGCGAGAUGCACAAGAUUCGGAUUCGGGGCGGAAUUCUCUGCAGAAGUACGAACUGACUGGUGAUGAGCACUUCUCGCUGGCCGUGCAGUCCGGUCCCAGCGGCGAUCACCGUCCCGAACUGGUGCUAGCGAAGGCACUGGACCGGGAAGAAGCGGCGUUCCACGAGCUGGUGCUGAGGGCGAUGGACGGCGGGGAGCCGGCGCGGACGGGCACGGCGCGGAUCCGUGUGACGGUGCUGGACGCGAACGACAACGCGCCCGUGUUCAGCCAGGCGGAGUACACGGUGCGUGUGCCAGAGGACGUGUCCGUGGGCUCUACUCUCGUCACUGUCACGGCCACCGACGCUGACGAGGGGCUGAACGGGAAUGUGAAAUACAGUUUCCAUAAAGUUUCAGACCGCGCGUCCGAAAUUUUCCAUCUCUUUGCUGAGACAGGAGAAAUAUCGCUUCAGGGUGAUUUGGACUUUGAAGAAUUUUCCUCCCAUGAAUUGGAGAUCCACGCACGAGACAGCGGUGGUUUGUUCGAUACAGCGAAGGUGAUGAUUACGGUUACAGACGUCAAUGACAACGUUCCCGAACUGACAGUGUCAUCGGCCCUGAGCGAGAUCUCUGAGGACGCGCCUCCGGGAACCAUGGUGGCCCUGUUGCACGUACAGGACCGGGACUCUGGAGCGAACGGAGAGGUGCGAUGCAGCAUCGCCGAACGACUGCCGUUUCGACUGGAGAAAUCUUUCGAGGAUUACUACCGCAUAGUUACGGUGCGGGAGCUGGACCGGGAGGAGGUGCCAGAGUACAACGUGACGGUGCGGGCGGCGGACGGCGGGUCGCCGGCACUGCGGAGCAGCGCGGUGCUGGCGCUGCGGGUGCUGGACGUGAACGACAACGCGCCGGUGUUCGAGCAGGCGCGGUACAGCGGCCGCGUGUCCGAGAACAACGUGGCGGGCGCGCUGGUGCUGACGGUGCGGGCGGCGGACGCGGACUGGGGGCAGAACGCGCGCGUGCGGUACCGGCUGCGGGAGGGGCGCGUGCGGGGCUCGCCGCUGUCGUCGUACGUGUCGGUGCAGGCGGAGACGGGCGCGCUGUACGCGCUGCGGUCGUUCGACUACGAGGAGCUGCGCGAGCUGGAGCUGUGGGUGGUGGCGGAGGACGGCGGCGCGCCGGCGCUGAGCAGCAACGCGUCGGUGCGGCUGUCGAUCGUGGACGAGAACGACAACGCGCCGCAGGUGCUGUACCCGCCGGCGGCGGGGGCGGGCGCGGGCGCGGGCUGGGCGGGCGUGGAGCUGGCGCCGCGCUCGGCCGAGCCCGGCGCGCUGGUGGCCAAGGUGGUGGCGGUGGACGCGGACGCGGGGCAGAACGCGUGGCUGUCGUACGAGCUGGCCAAGGCGACGGAGCCGGGGCUGUUCCGCGUGGGGCUGCACAGCGGCGAGGUGCGCACGGCGCGCUUCCCGCUGGCCCGCGACGCGGCGCGGCAGAGCCUGGUGGUGCUGGUGAAGGACCACGGGCGGCCGGCGCUGUCGGCCACGGCCACGCUGACGGUGGUGCUGGCCGAGAGCGUGGCCGAGCUGCUGGCGGAGCUGGGCAGCGCGGCGGCUUCGGCGCCGGCCGAGCCGGCCGCCAGCCUGACGCGCUGGCUGGUGCUGGCCGUGGCGGCCGUGUCCUGCCUCUUCGUCGCCUUCCUGCUGCUGCUGCUGGCGCUGCGCCUGCGGCGCUGGCACCGCUCGCGGCUGCUGGCUGCGGGCGGCGGCGCCUUGCGCGGCGUCCCGGCCUCGCACUUCGUGGGCAUCGACGGCGUCCGCGCCUUCCUGCACUCCUACUCGCACGAGGUGUCGCUCACGGCCGACUCGCGCAAGAGCCAGCUCCGCUUCUCGGCCGGCAGCUGCUGCGACACGCUCCCGGCGCGCCCGGCGCCCGACGAGCCCGCGCCGCUGCUCGGGGAGGACCCUGCUGUCGCUGCCCCGGUGAGUUCUUCCUGA